AAGCGUUAACCUGACAUUUGUCGCCAUGGAUCCAUGGAGAACUCUUCCAUCACGGUGACCCUGAAACGCCUCAGUGGCAAGGUGGUGCGCAGCGAUUGGCAGUGCCAAAAUGGCCGGGAAUUGCUACGAGAGCUUGAACGGCUCGAUCACACGGCAGCACGUGCCAGCUGGCUCUACAAAGGUUUCCCUCUGGAGGAGGACGAGAUUCUUCCAGCCCAACUGGAGCUACAAGAGGUGCUUCCAUGGAGGAACUGGAAGAGCUGGGAUGUUGAUGAAAAUCACAUUCAGCGGCUGGAUGGACUCGCUCAGGAUCCCUCCGUGAGAACGCAGCACUUGCGCGUGAACAAGUACAAUCCUCCAGACAUCAGCAUUCUAUGCUGUGAAGAAGAUGACUCACCAACUUGGCUCUAUGCUUGCACUUACGAGUUGGCGCUGUGUUUGACCUCCUUUGCAUGGAGACGUUUGGUCUUGGAACUCAUGGCCUUCAACGACCUCCAGUGCCGCGGCAGCCGCUUGUGCCGCGUGACGCAGCUCCAGCAGAUGCGCCGGGAGCUGCGGAAGCUGUCGGAGCUGCGGGAAAACGCGGGGAUCCACGGCGAGGGUGAUGAUUGCCUGCAAGCGACCUGGCCCUUUGGAGAGGCAUCACGGAUCGAGAUGCAGGAGGCUUUGUCAAAGAAACUGAUGAAAAACCAAGCCAAGAGAGCGGCUGAAAGCGAAGUUGACGCAGAAGUGCAGCAGAGGCUAAGAACAGACUCGGCAGACUUGCUUUGCAACUUGGCGGUGGUGCUGUUGUUGCAACCUUGGCCCACAUCCCUUGACCUUCAACGAGCCUAUGCCUUUCUGAAGCAGAGCUUGGAAAUGGAUGCCACUAUGGAUUCCCAACACUUUCUUCAACGGGCUCUUCGCCUACUUCGUUUCCAUGAGUUGGAGCCGGAUGACACGCCGGACACCGGGGCGGAUGGGGAGACCGGGGAGACGGAGCAGUCUCGACUCAGUGUUGGGUCCAACGUCACGCAUGCCACUCAGGUGGCGGCACGGCUGCAACGAGAGAAUACCAUGUUUCCAGACACGGAGGUUGAAGAACGCAGGUGCCGACAGCUACAACGGAUUUGGCUGGGAACACCCAGUGGCCGCUGGUUGUGUAAGCUGCGGCAGAAACCGCUGCUGAUUCACAUGUCCCCUUCAGCUGUACCAGAAGGUUGCCCAGAGUUGAAUACCAAGUGUGUGGAAGCCAUGCUUCACAUUUCUGACAUGUUACAUGAUGAUAUCCAUCAAGUGGGUUCGGGUCUUGCUGCUGUCACUUGGUUGCUGCUCUACUUUGGCUUGCGCCGGAAGCACCCAGCUUUCCUGGCAUUGAAGCAAGUCUUGGGCUCCAGUCCCAUGCCCAACUGUCUGCAGCUGGUGCGAGACCUGGCGGAUGAGAAGUUGGGUCCCGGUCCGCUGGGCCCCUGGAGGAACUUGCAGCUGAUGGUGAAGAUGGAGGAGUCCUUGCGCAAAGAGAAAGGUGGAGCAAGGAGGACUUUGAUGGUACUUGCGCAGCUUGAAACCUUGAUUCUGGAUGCAUUAGCAUCCAUCCGAUGCAACGAACUCUUUCAAGGCUUUCAUUAUGGCCAGGAAUUCGAAGGGCUGUGCUUCAGGCACCUUCCGAAAGCACAACUUUCCCAUGAAGAUCAGCUGGAAAUCUUGGACCGUCGAGCCCGAUUGCUGGAGAUGUUGUUGGGAACACCCCCACGCGCCUACACCCAGCAUCCCAAGACUGAGGGAACUGAUGGAGGGCUCAUGAACCGCGAGCUGACCCAUGGCCUGUUUCGAGGCCGUGUUAUGCGGCAUCAGAACUCUUUCCUAGCAAAAGAUAGCAGAUAUUCACAUCCAAUGAGAUCCAAGAAGGACUAGCAUGAUGAUGUCAAAUGGUGCAGUCAUCAUUGCCACUUGUUUUUCCAUACCCAGAACUGGAUCUCUUACAAGAUGUGAGCCUCGACUGUUGCUGCCCAAGAUGGGCGGGUUGCUUUUCAAUGUCAGAAUUCCGACAUUGGAGCAGUCGAAAGCUGGC
This is a messenger RNA of Cladocopium goreaui, 2050 nucleotides long. NCBI's taxonomy places the organism in Eukaryota, Dinophyceae, Suessiales, Symbiodiniaceae. The record is from the annotation of a GenBank genome assembly.